Messenger RNA from Spea bombifrons (plains spadefoot toad), 2048 nucleotides. It is a transcript of the gene NT5DC2, whose product is annotated as 5'-nucleotidase domain containing 2. The transcript has 14 exons. The record is from RefSeq and is a predicted model, not a curated record. Gene Ontology annotation, molecular function: 5'-nucleotidase activity. Bases 26 to 1747 code for a protein of 573 amino acids. Lineage: Eukaryota; Metazoa; Chordata; Amphibia; Anura; Pelobatidae.
CUGCAGAGCUCAGUGCGGCUCGGAGAUGGCGGUCCGUAGGGUUCUGUGCAGCUCUGUGUGGAGAGGCGCCUCUGCCGCGUACAGCACGGCUCGGGAUGGCGGGCAACCGGCCCCGUCACCUGCCAGUGCCCAGGUACCCCCGGUAUCAACCACCACCCCUCCGGUACCACCGGUCCCUCCCCACAUUCAUCCCGCUGGGGCUCCUGCACAGGGCCGUCGCUUCUCCUCCUCUUCUUCCGCUCCCAAAAUGGAUAACAAGUCCUUCCUAUGGUCCCGUUACUGGGAGAUGAAGAAACUGGUGCAAGACCUUCUGCCACCCGGAGUCUGCAAUCUUCUAAAUUCAUCCACCAUCUACGCCAACAACGAAGUGUGUCUAGGAGACAUAGAGAUCUAUGGAUUUGAUUAUGACUAUACCCUGGCAUUGUACUCGAGUACCCUUCACUCUAUGAUAUUCAACACUGCCCGAGAUAUCCUGGUCGAUCAAUAUAAGUACCCAGCAGGAAUCCUCAAGUAUGAUUACCUACCCAACUUUGCUGUAAGAGGCCUUCAUUACGACAUCAAUAAGGGCCUGCUAAUGAAGAUCGAUGCCUAUCACUACAUACAGCUGGGCACGGUGUACAGGGGCCUGAAGCCGGUCCCAGAUGAGGAGGUGAUGGAGCUGUACCAGGGAACACACCACAUCCCGCUUCACCAGGUCAGCGGGUUCUACGGCAAGGGUCCUGCCGUCAAGCAGUACAUGGACAUAUUCUCUCUGCCCGAGAUGAAUCUACUGGCCGUGGCCAACGACUUCUUUCUUACCAAUGAUAUUGAUUACGACCCCGUUCACCUUUACAAGGACGUCACAGAUGCGAUCCGAGACGUGCACGUAAAGGGAUUCAUGUACAAAUGGAUCAUGCAAGACCUUGAAAAAUACAUUUUGCGUGGGGAUGAGACGUACGCAGUUCUGCACCGCCUGGCCAGCCACGGGAAGAAGCUUUUCCUUAUCACCAACAGCCCUUUUAGCUUUGUAGAUAAAGGAAUGAAAUACAUGGUGGGCAAGGACUGGAGAGAUUUCUUUGAUGUGGUGAUCGUUCAAGCUGACAAACCUCAUUUCUUUAACGACUGCAUCAAGCCCUUCCGCCGAAUGGAUGGAAACGGAGAUCUGAAAUGGGACAAGAUCACCAAGCUGGAGAAAGGACAAGUUUAUAAACAGGGUAAUUUGUUUGACUUCUUAAGACUGACCGGCUGGCGGGGUUCCAAGGUGCUCUAUUUUGGCGAUCACCUGUAUAGUGACCUCGCAGACCUGAUGCUGCGGCACGGCUGGAGGACGGGGGCUAUAGUCCCCGAGUUGGAGACAGAAACUAAGAUUGUGAACACCGAGCAGUACUCUCAGUCGCUGACCUGGCUGCAGGCUCUGACCGGCCUGUUGGAACGCAUGCAGAACUUUCAUGAUGCGGAGUCUCAGCAGGUCCUUCAAGACUGGAUGAAGGAGAGACAUGAAUUAAGGGCUAUGACCAAGAACCUCUUCAACCCUCAGUUCGGCAGCAUCUUCCGGACUUGCCAUAACCCGACCUACUUCUCCCGCCGUCUCUGCCGCUUCUCGGAUGUUUACAUGGCAUCCAUCAGCUGCCUCCUGAACUAUGAUUUGAGUUACACUUUCUUUCCCCGACGCACCCCGUUGCAGCACGAGGCUCCGCUCUGGAUGGACCAGCUCUGCACGGGCUGCAUGAAGACUCCCUUCCUCGAAGAGAUGGCUCAUAUCCGCUAAACCCCCCCCCCCGUCUCUCCCGGCGCGGACCUCCUAGUUUCUUGAAAUGUGGAAAUACGAAGACGAAUGAAGUGAGAAUAAGCUCAGUUGGCCUUUACCAGCGUUGUUUGCACGGCGUAGAGCACACCACAGUUUCUAGAGGAAGCAAGAAAAGGUUGCUCUGAACUUUUGAUAAACUGUUCUGGAUAGCAGGGUGUUCUAACGCAAGAACAAUUCUUCUGGUCACACAAGACUCUUUAUAAACCUUAAACCGCCUAUUUUGUCCACUUAAUAAAGAGAGGAUUGUGUCCUUGUUAACAAA